Molecule: messenger RNA, 6592 nt
Organism: Myxocyprinus asiaticus (Chinese sucker)
Lineage: Eukaryota; Metazoa; Chordata; Actinopteri; Cypriniformes; Catostomidae
Product: nectin-3-like protein
Exons: 6
Coding region: 130-1770 (546 amino acids)
Biological process (GO): heterophilic cell-cell adhesion; homophilic cell-cell adhesion
Cellular component (GO): apical junction complex; adherens junction
Source: RefSeq, a predicted model, not a curated record
UCUGCAUUGAUGACCGUUUAUUUCUAGUCGGACUAAACGGUACCGCCCACGCGUGGUCCGGCAGCUGAAGCUUCAGACAGCGAGUUGAUUCAACGAGGAGGAACUCAGCUGCGCCUGCAGUCAGAAAUCAUGGCAAAGGAAAUAAGACACAUCUUUGGGAAUUGCCAAUUUUUCCUCGGACUGUCGCCUUUCCCCUGCGUUCUGUUUUGCGUUUUUACUGGUGUGUGGGCCAAUGAGGUACUGGUUCCAGAGCAUGUGACCGCUGUGCUGGGGAAGAACGUCACUUUGACUUGUAGGGUGGAGGUGAGCACGAACCUCAGCCUGACCCAGAGUUCCUGGGAGCGCCGGCUGCGCUCCAGCACCAUUACUUUGGCUGUCUACAACCCCCAGUAUGGGACCUCCAUCGCUGAGGAGUACAGCAAACGAGUGCACUUCCUCAAUCCUUCAGUGCAUGAUGUAUCCAUUGUCCUGGAGGGUGUGGGUUUUGCAGACAUUGGGACCUACACAUGCAAGGUCGUUACCUUCCAACUUGGAAACAUGCAUGCCUCCACAACUGUGGACAUUAUGGUGGAGCCAAAAGUCUAUGUGUCUCCUGGCUCUUUGUCCCUGCUGGAUGGAGAUGAUGAAACUCUGGUGGCCACAUGUACAGCUGAGAGGGGUCGCCCAGCAGCAGAGGUGGUCUGGGAAUCAGACCUGUUGGGUCGCACGGAGGUCAUUACACAGAAGGAGCCUGAUGGCACCACCACCACUUCAGUGCGCUACACAUGGGCCCCCACCCGUGAUGCGUUUAACCACGCCCUCGGCUGCAUUGUUCGUCACCCGGCACUGUCCAUGGAAUUCCGCAUUCCCUAUCGGCUGAAUGUGCUUUUUGCUCCAGAUGUUAUGGUGUUGGGCCAGGAGGAGGUGUGGUAUGUGGGACAAGAAAAUGUAAAGCUGGACUGUAGAGCCAAUGCCAACCCACCUGCUCAUUUAUUCCUCUGGACCAGGCUGGAUGCACCAAUGCCUGCAGGUGUGGACUCAUCUAAUGGCAGUCUAGUGUUUACUCGUCCUGUAGAGCAGAGUGACUCUGGACAAUACAGGUGUGACGUUCAAAACGAUAUUGGGCAGCGCUUUCAGGAUGUGAGAAUCUUGAUAGUAGAGCUGCCACCUACCACUGCAGUACCCACUACCACCAUGAACUUUCUUCCUGACACCAGCAUAACCAUUUCGGCUCCUAUCAAGCAACAUGCUCACUUCACCUCCCCUACUCAGACUCCUUCACCUGAUAGCAGCCUGGGAACCAUUGUAGGUGGCGCUGUUGGUGGGAUCCUUGUUCUUGUGUUGCUUAUGGCAUUGGCGGGAGUUUUCUACAUGCGUCAAAGGAGAACAUUUCGAGGUGACUACUACACCAAGCAAUACGUGGGCCCCUCCGACAUGCAGAAAGAUUCGCAACUGGACGUAAUUCAACCCCAUGAGCUGCAGGAUGUGUACAGAGACGACUCGGGCAAUGGCAGCCAGGAUUUGAAGCCCAAACCCGAAGGAGACAUUAUCUAUCCCGAUUAUGACAAUGACCAUAAAGACAUGGAGGGCUGGUGUGACAAUCUUAGACUUCAGAGAGUAGGCACAUAUUAUUCUGACCACCACAACCAUCAUAACGUAAACCCAAGUGGGCCUCCGCUACUCAAUGGCUCCCCUUACCUGCAGGAUGACUGCUAUGAGAAUGGCACAGACAGUGAUUAUGUGUCCCAUGUGGAUGGAUCUGUGAUUUCACGCAGGGAAUGGUAUGUUUGAAGAAAAAAAAGCAGGGGAACUUUACUGGACAACAAUAAUUUUAAAAUCUAUGGAGAAAGUAUUAUUUAACUCAGCAGAGGGUGAGAAAGUAUACAUUGUAAACAAAAAUAUGUAUCCUUCUAGCUCAGUUUUCGAUUUCAUCCUCACGUUUUAUACGUAGCGAACACCAGUAAUUUACUGCAAAUCUGAUUGGGAUGGGUUUUCGUUCAAUGGACUGCUGUGAGACUCCAGGAUGUAAAGGGAGAGGUUUACAUGGUUUAUGAUCACAGGGUGGACUUACACAAAGAAAACAAGUCUGCUCAAAUGAAGCUACAAUUAAGUACAUGACUGUUACAGUAGCUUUAAAACCAGGUGCAGCGUAUUGUGGUUCCUUCCUCUCUUUUUUUUUUUUUGAGAGUUAAAAGAUUUCUCCAUUAAUAGGAGCAGAGCAGAGUUUGAAAGUCUUAUGUUUUGACUGCAGGGAAUAUUCUGUGUGUGUAACAUAUAUAUGUGCGUGUGAGAGAGAACACAGCAAAAAUCAUUUUCUUAAAAAUACUUGUUUUCUGGUAAAAAAUAUCUAAACAUUCUUAAAACAAGAUAAAUUAACUUGAGAAGCAAAAUUGUUUAAGAUGAGUUUCAUUGGGAAUUGUAUGUGUGUGUGUGUAUAUAUAUAUAUAUACUGUGUAUAUACACUACAAAAGUUUUGAAACACUUGACCAAAAUGUUUCCCAUGAUCUUAAAAAUCUUUUGAUCUGAAGGCGUAUGCUUAAAUGUUUGAAAUUAGUUUUGUAGACAAAAAUAUAAUUGUGCCAGCAUAUUAAUUUAUUUCAUUAUAAAACUAAAAUGUAAUUAAAAAAAAAAAAGUUUUAGAAAUUGAUGACUUGGACCAAAUAAUAAAGAAAAGCAGCCAAUAAGUGCCCAGCAUAUAGAUGGGAACUCCUUCAAUACUGUUUAAAAAGCAUCCCAGGGUGAUACCUCAAGAAGUUGGUUGAGAAAAUGUCAAGAGUACAUGUCUGCAAAUUCUAAGAUGCUAAAAUAUCACACAGUUUUGAUUUAUUUUGGAUUGUGUUUAGUCACAACAUAAUUCCCAUAGUUCCAUUUAUGUUAUUCCAUAGUUUUUAUGACUUUACUAUUAUUCUAAAAUGUGAAGAAAAAAAUUAUAAUAAAGAAUGAGUAAGUGUUUCAAAACUUUUGACCGGUAGUGUAUGUGUGUGUGUGUGUAUAUAUGUAUAUAUAUAUAUAUAUAUAUAUAUAUAUAUAUAUAUAUAUAUAUAUAUACUGUAUGUAUAUGUUUUUUGUUUUGUUUUCAUUCUAAAUCUAAAACAAGAGAACUAUUGCCAGUUGGGUGAGAAAAAUUUUUCAUCCUAGAAAUAUUCUCUGAAAACAAGUCUUAUUAUCAUACACAAUUUUGCCUCUCAAUUAAAAACAUCUUGUUUAGACAUUUUUACUGGCAAAUGAGGUAAAACAAAUACUGCUUUAGAAAAUAAUUUUUUGCAAAUGUGUUUUAUUUUUUAACCCAGGUCUAUAUUUUGACAUUUCAACACACGCCCUUCUUUCAGCAUAUGUCUUUUUCAUAAAUGAACAAGUUAGUGAGCAAUCAGAGUAGGCCUGAAAGAACAGUUUCAUGUGGCUGUGUUGAAGACCUGUCAUAAGGGGAAUAUGGGGGUUGACGUUUACUUUGACAGAUCAGAAGGACCACUGUCUGCCCCUGAGGUUUCACCGAAGCCUUGUGGCAUUUGCCAAUUUAGUGCACUCCUUUUAAUUUCGUUUUGAUUUCUUUUUUCUCUCCCUCUCUCCACCCUUGCUACUCAUGCACUCCCAUCCCUGUGCGAGACAUCCAGAUUUCCUAGAAUAAACUGUCUGGCAUGCAGUACAUCUGCUGCAUGUGCUUCCUUUAACAUGCUGCACAAAGAUCGAACUUUGUAAUUAAUAUUUUCUGCCCUCCUGCAGAUAGACCUCAUUUCAUUCGAUCUUAGAGAUGUGCUGAGCAUCUGUUUGCAAGCACGCAAGGUUGUUUUUCUUUGUAUGUCUCAACGGUCAGGCGCGCCUGUUGAAAAAGAUAUAGCAGUUGCAGUUACUGCAGUUGCAGUUUGAUUCAUUGUUCAUAAAUCCGCAGCACUGUUGCUACAGCUGUGUUCCUGUCUAUAUUAAGUUUUCAGGAAAAUGUUUUUAACAUAUUGCUCUGUUUCUCUUCUUUAGAUCGUAUCACUAACAGUUAUCAUAAAGGUAGUCUUAACUCUUGUUAAAAAGGCCAUAUCUGUAGGACAUGAGAUAGAGUUUAAUUUGAAAUCCUAGCAUCUACAUUAUCAUUGCGUGUUUUUCUUAUUUCAUCCAGAAUGCAUUCAUAAAAGACAAAAAAAAAAAAAAAAAAAAAAGUUUGAUUUCAGACAAUUCAGAUUCUUUCAUGCAUAUGUUAUGAGUUGAUACAUUUUCAGAAACUGUCAAAAACUGAGUGAAUGUUGAAACAUUUUGGUUAUAGUGUUAAAGACUACCCUACUUCCUUUUUUAUAUAUACACUGGUGGCCAAAAGUUUGGAAUAAUGUACAGAUUUUGCUGUUUCGGAAGGAAAUUGGUACUUUAAUUCACCAAAGUGGCAUUCAACUGAUCACAAAGUAUAGUCAGGACAUUACUGAUGUAAAAAACAGCACCAUCACUAUUUGACAAAAGUCAUUUUUGAUCAAAUCUAGACAGGCCCCAUUUCCAGCAGCCAUCACUCCAACACCUUAUCCUUGAGUAAUCAUGCUAAAUUGCUAAUUUGGUACUAGAAAAUCACUUGCCAUUAUAUCAAACACCGUUGAAAGCUAUUUGGUUCAUUAAAUGAAGCUUAACAUUGUCUUUGUGUUUGUUUUUGAGUUGCCACAGUAUGCAAUAGACUGGCAUGUCUUAAGGUCAAUAUUACAUCAAAAAUGGCAAAAAAGAAACAGCUUUCUCUAGAAACUCGUCAGUCAAUCAUUGUUUUGAGGAAUGAAGGAUAUACAAUGCUUGAAAUUGCCAAAAAACUGAAGAUUUCAUACAAAGGUGUACACUACAGUCUUCAAAGACAAAGGACAACUGGCUCUAACAAGUACAGAAAGAGAUGUGGAAGGCCCAGAUGUACAACUAAAAAGAGGAUAAGUACAUCAGAGUCUCUAGUUUGAGAAAUAGAUGCCUCACAUGUCCUCAGCUGACAGCUUCAUUGAAUUCUACCCGCUCAACACCAGUUUCAUGUACAACAGUAAAGAGAAGACUCAGGGGUGCAGGCCUUAUGGGAAGAAUUGCAAAGAAAAAGCCACUUUUGAAACAGAAAACAAAAAGAAAGGGUUAGAGUGGGCAAAGAAACACAGACAUUGGACAACAGUGAAUUGGAAAAGAGUGUUAUGGAUUGUAACUCCAUUGAGCUUUUGUGGGAUCAGCAAGACUGUAAGGUGCGUGAGAAGUGCCCGACAAGACAGCCACAUCUAUGGCAAGUGCUACAGGAAGUGUGGAGUGAAAUGUCACCUGAGUAUCUGGACAAACUGACAGCUAGAAUGCCAAGGAUCUGCAAAGCUGUCAUUGCUGCACAUGGAGGAUUUUUUGAUGAGAACUCUUUGAAGAAGUUUAAGAAGUUUUUUUUAUUGUAAUAGUAAUUUUUUAAUGUUAUUAAUGUCCUGAUUAUACAUUGUGAUCAGUUGAAUGCCACUUUGGUGAAUAAAAGUACCAAUUUCUUUCCAUAAGAUCAAAAUCUGUACAUUAUUCCAAACUUUUGUCCACCAGUGUGUGUGUAUAUAUAUAUAUAUAUAUAUACAUAUAUUUUUUUUUUGUAUAUAUUCUGGUGGGAGAUAUUUGUCUAUGGAAUAUACAUAUUUUUAUAUGAGGCCAGACAACAUUGAGCAGAGAAUGUUCACACUUUGUUCACAUGUGCUUUUUCUUCUCAUGUUUUUCUUUUGUAUUUAGUUCUCAGGAGUUUGAAAGAUUAUUUUGUACAUAUUAGAAGUAUUCGAAUGAUUUAUGACUUAUAAAUGAUUUUGAAAAUGAGGGACAGACAUUGCUUUGUUUUUAAUGCCUUCUGUUUAUGAUAAUAUAUAAAAAAAUAAAAUAAAAAAAAACAUUCUUUAAACAUGUUAACUUGCUUGUGAUUUAGACCAUGUGGCAUAACACACUAAUACAGUAACAUCUUGUAUACCACGUAUUUGCAGUUUGACCCAUCCUGGCCAUUGUUUAUAUUUGAAAGCACUGAAAUGAAUAUGCUCUUUGGAGUACUACUUUAAAAUAAAUAGCUCACCCAAAAAUGUAAAUAUUCAUUGUUUAUCCUUUAUGUCGUACCAAACACGAUGGUGUCAUUCCAUAUGACUUUUGCACUUUCUUCCAAGUGUUCUGAAGCCAUACAAUAGCUGUUUCACUUUUUAAGUUAUUAUUCGCUCUUAAAAUUUGUGCUGCUGUUCAAUUCAAAGCACUAAAAUGCAUUGCAUUCCAUUCGCUGGUAAUGAGACAUGCGAGAACCAAUGAUGUUCGAUGUUAAACCUGGCACGACUAAUCUUAAAUUCUGCCUUUUCCUCACACAAAGCGAUUGUAUGGCUUUUAAAGACUUGUAAUAUAACACACAAGUUGUAGGUUCUGUUUUUAUGUAUUAUAAUGUUGCUUCUGGUAAACAGUGUUUUUGUUGUCCCAUUUGGAGCUUUACAGAUCCAUUCACCUUCAGACCCAUUUCCCUCUGGAAAAGAGCGGCCUAGACAUUGUUCAAAACUUCUUUUUUUAUAUUCCACAGGAAAAAAUAUCAGAAGUCAUACAGUUUGACACUCUCCUUGUGUUUUGUUUUAGUAUCCAAUUGUCAUUGGUUUGUACCUUUUGAGUCAGCAGAAUGUUAUGUACCCCUAAAAGGAUUAAA